Arachis duranensis is the source of this 1130-nucleotide messenger RNA. Its product is annotated as transcription factor RAX2. The record is from RefSeq and is a predicted model, not a curated record. The transcript is spliced from 3 exons. Lineage: Eukaryota; Viridiplantae; Streptophyta; Magnoliopsida; Fabales; Fabaceae. Bases 78 to 1058 code for a protein of 326 amino acids.
AAAAACAUAUGUGUUUAAGAGAAUUUGAUGAGAGUCUCAAAAUUAAAUUAAAGCACAAAUAAUCUAGAAGAGAAGAGAUGGGAAGAGCUCCAUGUUGUGACAAGGCAAAUGUAAAGAAAGGUCCAUGGAGUCCUGAAGAAGAUGCAAAGCUCAAGGAAUACAUUGACAAACAUGGAACUGGAGGAAACUGGAUUGCUCUUCCACAAAAAGCUGGUUUGAAAAGAUGUGGGAAAAGUUGUAGACUUAGAUGGCUUAAUUAUCUUAGACCCAAUAUUAAGCAUGGAGAGUUUUCUGAAGAUGAAGAUAGAAUGAUUUGCUAUCUCUUUGCCAGUAUUGGAAGCAGAUGGUCAAUAAUAGCAUCUCAGUUGCCAGGAAGGACAGACAAUGACAUCAAGAACUAUUGGAAUACCAAGCUUAAGAAAAAGAUGAUGCCAAUUAUGAUGGACCCUUUAACAAUGAACAAUAAUAAUAAUAAGCCUCAUCCCCAAAUUACCCUUUUGUCCAUCCUCCAAAAUUCAUCAUCAACACAACAUUCUCCUUCUCCUCCAUCUCCAUCUCCUCCACCAUUCAUAUCAAACACAACCGCCACUAAUAAUAAUAAUGACACUUAUUAUUACUACCACCCUCAUGAGUCCAUUAUUUCUUACUCAUCAUCAAGUGAUCCUAUCAUCAAUGCCAAUAGUAGUUCUUCUACUUCUUCUGAUUCUAUCAUCUUCCAAUCUCAACAACAAGAAUCUUAUAUGGAUAAUAACACCAUUGAUAAUCAGAAUUAUCAUCAAGAACCAGCUGAACAACUUGGAUAUUGUGGUGAUGAUUAUUACUAUGAUUAUGGUACCUUUGUGGACCAUAUAGUUGCAAAUAAUAAUCAUAAUAAUUACCACUAUAGUGGGGUAGAAGAUGCACAAAAGUUUAUGCAUUUUAAUGGUGGCAGGGGUAAUGUGGGGACAGAGAAACAAAGUAGUACCUUGUUGGAAGAAAAUCCAUUGGAUAAUUAUGGAAUAGAUGAGACUAAAGAGCUUGUAUUAAGCAACAAUAACUUUUUGUUUGAUCACAACUAGACACAGGAAAGGAUCAUGCAUGUAUUAUUGAUAAUGUUGGAGAAACUAUAUUAUUGCAUAUAUUAUAUUAUA